Apodemus sylvaticus (European woodmouse) is the source of this 4617-nucleotide messenger RNA. It is a transcript of the gene Pigv, whose product is annotated as phosphatidylinositol glycan anchor biosynthesis class V. Gene Ontology annotation, biological process: GPI anchor biosynthetic process. Bases 365 to 1837 code for a protein of 490 amino acids. The record is from RefSeq and is a predicted model, not a curated record. The transcript is spliced from 4 exons. Lineage: Eukaryota; Metazoa; Chordata; Mammalia; Rodentia; Muridae. Gene Ontology annotation, cellular component: mannosyltransferase complex; endoplasmic reticulum membrane. Gene Ontology annotation, molecular function: GPI mannosyltransferase activity; alpha-1,6-mannosyltransferase activity.
GGACGCGCGGGCGCGGGGGACCCGGCGCCAGCUCUGGAACUCUGGAGUUCUCCGGGGAGGGAAGCUGUCAAACGAAGGCCGAGAGAAAUUAGGCGGAGGCUGUAGAGAAGCCAAGAGCCCCGCCCCUCCGCCAUAGCGGCCUCCGGCGCCGCCUCUUCCUUUGCGGCCUCCGGUCCUCGUCUGCUUCCGGCCCUGUUGCCUGGCCCGGCCCCUCGGUUCCCUCGGGACGAAGCCCUGGGCCCGUGGCUCCCUUGGGGUGAGGGUCACUACCCUGUCCCGGGUAGGAAUCGUGUCCGAAAAGAGCAGGCUGCGACGGGCUCCCGACUUGAGAAGCCUGAGGAGGCUCAAUCCUGGCGGUGAGAGGAUGGGACUCCUGGACCCGUCCCAGAAGGAGGUGCUGAAAUUUGCAGUAAGCUGCCGCAUCCUGACUCUGGUGCUACAGGCACUCUUCAAUGUCAUCAUCCCAGAUCACCAGGCAGAUGCCUUUUCUCCUCCCCGCCUGGCCCCCUCAGGCUCUGUGGAUCAGCUUGUGGAAGGUCUUCUGGGUGGUCUGUCUCGAUGGGACGCUGAACACUUCCUGUUUAUUGCUGAGCACGGCUACCUUUAUGAGCACAACUUUGCCUUCUUCCCUGGCUUCCCCUUGGCCCUGCAGAUGGGGACUGAACUGCUGAGACCCUUGCAGGGCCUCUUGAGCCAGCGCAGCUGCCUGCUAAUCUCUGUAGCGCUUCUCAACUUCCUGUUCUCCGUGCUAGCUGCAGUCGCACUUCAUGACUUGGGUUGUCUGGUUUUGCACUGUCCUCGCCAGGCCUUUUGUGCAGCGCUGCUCUUCUGCCUCAGCCCUGCCAAUGUUUUCUUGGCUGCUGGUUACUCGGAAGCUUUGUUUGCCUUCCUGACGUUCAGCGCCAUGGGGCAGCUGGAGCGGGGCCGAGGCGGGGCUGGUGGGCUGCUCUUUGCUCUUGCGGCUGGGGUGCGCGCCAAUGGCCUGGUCAGCGUUGGCUUCCUCCUGCACGCUCAAUGCAGGGGCUUUUGUUCUUCUCUGGUGGUGCAGACCUGGAAACAGCUCCUCAAGCUGAUGGCCUCUCUGUGCUUGUCAGUGCUCACGGUCAGCCUUCCCUUUGCCCUCUUUCAGUAUUAUGCCUAUACCCAGUUCUGUUUGCCAGGCUCAGCCCACGCCAUCCCUGAGCCCUUGCUGCAGCUAGCUUCGGACAAAGGCUACCGCCUUGCAGGACGGAGUGAGCCCCCGUGGUGCACCUGGGCUCUUCCUCUAAUAUACAGCUAUAUUCAGGAUGUCUACUGGAAUGUUGGUCUUCUGCGAUACUAUGAACUUAGACAGGCGCCCAAUUUUCUACUAGCUACACCAGUGACUAUACUGGUUGUGUGGGCAACCUGGACAUAUGUGACCACCCACCCUUGGCUCUGCUUUACACUUGGGCUGAAAAGGACCAAGGACAAGGAGAGCCUGGAGAAGCCCCAUCCUGGUUUCCUCAGUCCAAAGGUGUUUGUGUACCUGGUCCACGCUGCAGCGCUGCUGAUCUUUGGAGGUCUGUGCAUGCAUGUCCAGGUUCUCACACGAUUUCUGGGCUCUGCCACUCCCAUCAUAUACUGGUUUCCUGCUUACCUGCUUCAGGAUGGAGAGCCACUGCUGAGGGGUGUGGACACGGCACCUCAGAAGCUGCUGAGGCCCACACCAGCACAGAAGGCCCCCAGGAACUGGGUCGUGGAACUCUUGUACAACUGGAAGACCUGCUCUCCAGUCACAAAAUGCAUUCUAGGCUACUUCCUGACCUACUGGCUCCUGGGACUAAUUUUCCAUUGCAACUUCCUGCCUUGGACUUGACCUGGAGUGUCAAGGGACAGACUGGAAGCUAAUUUAACUCGGGGUAUGAAAGCUCUAAGACACACUGGCUGGGACUGCCUGCACACCCCGGAGAAUGCCCAGCAGGAUCUCCCAAGUCUCUCUGGAGGCCAGUUAAGAAGGGAAGGUGUGAGCACAGGAGCCCCUCUCCUCCUGGGCAGGGCAUUGGGGAGGGACUUCACUGCUCAGUACAGCUGUCUCAGAUCGCCCUGGUCAGCAAGUAUCAGGCAAUCUUAAACCUACUACUGAUUCAUGUGUAAGUCUUUGUCUUUUUGUUUUUCAAGAGAGGGCUUCUCUGCAUAGCCCUGACUGUCCUGGAACUCACUCUGUAGACUUGGUGUAUGUAGGCUCCUCCUGCCUCUGCCUCCCAAGUGCUAGGCUGCCACCGAAUGUGAGCCGCCACUGCCUAGCCGUUCCCAAUGGCGGGUACUGCCUGCUCUAAAGGAGAGCUUUCUCAAGUUUUCUUUUUUAAAGAUUUAUUUAUUAUAUUCAUAUGUGUGCACUGUAACUGUCUUCAGACACAUCAGAAGGUGGCAUCAGAUCCCAUUACAGAUGUUUGUGAGCCACCAUGUGGUUGCUGGGAUUUGGACUCAGGACCUUUGGAAGAGCAGUCAGUGUUCCAUUGUUCUUAACCACUGAGCCAUCUCUCCAGCCCUGCAGUUUUCUUUCUUUUCUUUUCUUUUCUUUUCUUUUCUUUUCUUUUCUUUUCUUUCCUUUCUUUCUCCUUCUCCUCCUCCUCCUUUUUUGUUGUUGUUGUUUUCAAGACAGGGUUUCUUCUCUGUGUAGUCACAACGUGGUUGCUGGGAAUUGAACUCAGGACCUCUGGAUUGAACUUAACCGCUGAGCCAUCUCUCCAGGCCCUGAAGUUUUAUGAUACGUGUGUGUGUGUGUGUGUCCGUGUGUCCUACAGACUAUGAACAUCUUAAAAACUCCUUUUUGUAAUGAAUUAGUUUUUCUGGAGGGGGGUGGUCCGGGGAGUUAAGGUAGGGUCCCUCUGUGCAGCUCUGGCAGUCCUAGAACUUGCUUGCUAUGUAGAUCUGGCUGGUCUAGAACUCAGAGAUUCUCCUGCCUCUGCCUCCUGAGGGCUGGGAGUAAAGUCUGCUCCACAGGCUCUGCCAAGCUAGCUCUAUGACGAUAGGGGGCUGAGGCUAGAGCCCAGUGGUAAAGUAUGUGAGGCCCUAAUGUCAGUAAUCAAUGUCACUCGGUCACAGCACAGGGUCUGAGUCUUGGCUCCUGGUCCUCAUUUUCAGCUGUAUGAUCUAACGCUACCUUCAGAGCUUUUACCUUCUCUGAAAUUAAGGAGGAGACUCCUUCCCUGGGGUGUGGUUUAGGCCUUAAAUCUUGAGGCUACCUUAAACAAAAGAUGACAAUCUCAAUACCUGGAGGCUCACGCAUGAUCUAAUCGGAAAGUCCUCCAUUUCCUUUGAUCGGCUGGAAACAGCCUCCCCACAACCCCUGGGAACAACUCUGAAUAGACGCUGUCUUGGGUGAGUAAUGACACCCAGUGCAAAAGGGUGACCCAGGAUGACUGGUUUUCCAUUCCUAAAGAUCAGGCUUGAUUGGUAGGCAUGAGUCAGAGGCACCGACACCACAGCACUGAUGGAGGAGCAUUGUAGCUAAGUCCUCCCAGGUUGUCACAGUAGCAUCUGCCCUGCUGCCUGGCUCCCUUUGGUUACUAACAGUAGUAUCACUGACCAGGAGGAAUGUGGUAACUCCUCUCUCAACACUCCAUGAGCUGAGGCCAGAGGUGAGCAGAACAAGACCCUGUGCACACGAAUAGACAGUGUCCCUACUGCGCAGAGCUUGGGCCGUUUUGAGCCAGGUAACUUUGACUCAGUGUCGUCAUCCUUCUCACGCCCUCCCCACUGGGCCAAAACUUCCAAUAAGCAGCAUUCUUCAAAACAGAUGGCAAUCAGCAGUGGCUUCUGGAAAGCUGAGAGUUGGAAUUUGGACACACUCCCUCCAACCGUGACAGAAAGCUCAACUUGCCAGCUGAAGGGAAGCUCCUGGCCGAGGCCCAGCACCCUCCGUGGGAGCCUCCAGCCAGCCUGGCCAACGAGCGUUCCCACCCAUCACCACAGCACUAGCACAGCCAAGCACUUGGGCCAGAGUCAAAUGCUACGGAAAAUGUACACACAGAUUGGGGCAGCCCUCUGCCUUCUGCCAAGACACCAAGUGCCCUUCUUGGCAAAAGACAACACUUCUCCCCAUGUCCCCAGCUGGCAGAGACUGCUGUUGCUUCCCCAGCAGCUGCAGAUCCUAGGACCCCCUCCCCCUCCCGAGAAAGUGCGUGGGCGGAGUGGGCGGAGCCGGGGUCCUUCGGUCUCUCUGCCUCACUUUGCCUCCUUUUGGGGGAUAACCAGAAGCGAUGGUUCCUCUCCUGGGAGGGGUGACUCACCCCCCACAGAGCUGCUGCCUGCCAUCUCCCGUUUGGUCCCCAGAGCCUUCGCUCAAGAAACCCUACACCUGGGGACCCCUGCCAGGCGGCACAGCCACACCUGGAGAAGGCGGCCUCAGGCCUGGGAGGCUGGCUGCUUGGUCUGAGGGCCGGACUGACUUUAUGACCAGCAGCUGUCCUUUUAGCGGCCUAUUAACAGUCUUUAAUAGUCUGAGGGAGGAACAUGAAGGGCCCAAGGCAGGAAGCUUCCUGUUUACCCGAGGUCUGAGAAUGCCGCAGCUGGGUUGGGCCGCCACGGUUUCAGAGAAAAGUCAUUUCCUUCUAAGACCCUGCUAAAAUACAAACCAGACACUCCGAGCACCCA